UCUGACAAAAUGAAACCAGUGUCGGUGGCUUUGCUGUUGGUGGCUUCGGUCGCGUUCGCCCAGGCAGCACCCGGGCUACGUGUGGUGAACGGUGAAACAGCUACCCUUGGACAGUUCCCGUACCAGGUGCGACUUACCCUGCACGUUGGCGACGGUCAGCGUGCUCUGUGCGGUGGUUCGCUGCUGAACGAAGAGUGGGUUCUAACGGCGGGACACUGCGUAAUGUUGGCCAAAUCCGUGGAAGUCCAUCUCGGUGCAGUUGACUUCGAUGGUGGUCUGGUGCUGGAGUCGACCGAGUUCUUCAAGCACGAGAAAUACAACCCACUGUUUGUGGCGAACGAUGUCGCGCUGGUGAAGCUACCGCAGAAGGUUGAGUUCAACGAGAAUGUGCAACCUGUCCGACUGCCGACUGGAAACGAUGACUUUGCCGGCGAAUCUGUGGUUGUUAGUGGAUGGGGUCUGACGGAGAACGGUGGACCAGUAUCUCAGCAGCUGCAGUACGCUACGCUCCAGGUCAUCACGAACUCCGAGUGCCAGAAAACGUUCAGCCCGUUGGUGGUCCGCAAGUCGACCCUGUGUGCCCGUGGUGAUGAGAAGGAAUCGCCCUGCAACGGUGACUCCGGUGGUCCGCUGGUACUGGCCGAAGACAAGACACUGGUCGGUGUGGUUAGCUUCGGCCAUGCGCUCGGCUGUGAGCGUGGUUUCCCGGCUGCAUUCGCACGUGUUACCGCCUUCAGAGAUUGGGUGAAGAAGCAUACUGGUGUGUAAGAAA
Molecule: messenger RNA, 772 nt
Organism: Anopheles maculipalpis
Lineage: Eukaryota; Metazoa; Arthropoda; Insecta; Diptera; Culicidae
Product: collagenase-like
Exons: 1
Coding region: 10-768 (252 amino acids)
Biological process (GO): proteolysis
Molecular function (GO): serine-type endopeptidase activity
Source: RefSeq, a predicted model, not a curated record